This is a messenger RNA of Tyto alba (common barn owl), 733 nucleotides long. RefSeq names its product ATP-binding cassette sub-family B member 10, mitochondrial-like. The record is from RefSeq and is a predicted model, not a curated record. NCBI's taxonomy places the organism in Eukaryota, Metazoa, Chordata, Aves, Strigiformes, Tytonidae. Gene Ontology annotation, molecular function: ATPase-coupled transmembrane transporter activity; ATP hydrolysis activity; ATP binding. Bases 299 to 733 code for a protein of 144 amino acids. Gene Ontology annotation, biological process: transmembrane transport. Gene Ontology annotation, cellular component: membrane. The transcript is spliced from 4 exons.
GAGUAUAUGCAAGCUUAAGUGUAUUAAUGUUUUCUUACUUUUAUUUCAGACUGAUUUAUUUUACUGAUAAGAAUGGUGAGUAAGGGUUAUUGGUAGCUCUCAAGUGAGACUAGGUAGGGUUUAAAUCAGCAUGUUUGAUAGCGUGUUGGAAUAAAAGGUUCCCUACGCAUCUGAUUCUUCAAUGCUGGUGAUGAAAAGUAUAAUGCAAAUUGUAUGUCUCCUAUGUCUUCCAUUCCGUAUGGGUGCAUAAUACUGUUUUACCUUUUGAUUAGGUCUGAGUUCCUUUUAUUCGGAGCUAAUGAAAGGACUAGGUGCUGGUGGACGUCUGUGGGAACUUAUUGAAAGGAAGCCCCAACUUCCAUUUAAUGAGGGAAUCACAUUAGGCAAAGACACAUUCAGAGGUGCUUUGGAAUUCAGGGAUGUCGAGUUUGCAUAUCCAACACGUCCAGAAACAUCAAUUUUCAAAGAUUUUAGCCUUUCCAUUCCAGCUGGCUCUGUUAUGGCUCUGGUUGGCCCAAGUGGUACAGGGAAAUCAACUAUUGUAUCCCUUCUACUGAGGCUGUACGAUCCUAUCUCAGGUACUAUCACUGUUGAUGGCUUUGAUAUCCGUCAGUUAAAUCCACUGUGGUUCAGGACAAAGAUUGGAACAGUGAGUCAGGCAAACACAGUUCCACUAGGAAAGCAUGAAAGUACAGUAGUUUUGGUGCUUGCUGUUGUAGUGUCCCCUCCCUAG